This is a messenger RNA of Striga asiatica, 912 nucleotides long. Lineage: Eukaryota; Viridiplantae; Streptophyta; Magnoliopsida; Lamiales; Orobanchaceae. The record is from the annotation of a GenBank genome assembly.
CGGUGGAGAAAACUGGCGAUCCUCCUCCUGGCUUUGAUGUCGGCCUCGGCAGCACCGGCGCCGGCGCCGGAGACAUCCCCGGCCCCGGCCCCGGACUCACAGGGCGACUGCACGGAGUCGCUGUUGGGACUGGCGAGCUGCCUGUCGUUCGUGAUUGUUGGCGCCACAGACAAGAAACCCGAUGCCGCGUGCUGCUCUGGCCUGAGGGAUGUCUUGAAACAGGACGCCCUCUCGGGAACCCACGCUAUGGCCACUUGCAUGUGCCAAUCCUUCAAAGAUCAGGCAAAUCUCGGCCUCAACCUCAGCACCACCAGGGCCCAAUCUCUACCUCGGGACUGCAAAGUUAAAUUCCCCCACAUUCCCAACUGUGAUUUCAGCAGUGGCGGACCAAGUGCUUCCCCUGUCCCAGCUCAAUCACCAGUGGCUAUAGCGCUCCCCAGUGGCUCAAACCCCCCGAGCAGCGUGGCUCCGAGUAGCCCAGCAGACACACCAGAAGCCAACAGUGCGCCAGCUGGAUCUACCUCGGCUGCCACAUUUUUGCUGCCGGCCAAAUUAGUCAAGAUGCUCUUUCUUACUUUAAUGUCCACCGUGUUUGUUUCUGUUUCUCUAUGCUGAGAUCUACAGCGCUUGUGCUGUUGGGUUUUUGGGUUUAUGUCGGAGUUCCUUCGUGUUUACAGGACUUCUUUUUCUUUUAUUACGUAUGAUUUUAAUUUUAGUAUAUUGAUACAUGGGAAUGAAUUCUUAUCGACUUUUGGUUGCAUCUGAUGGACAUUUUGUUUGUGGUUUUGGUCAUUAUGAUGGUUAAUUGCAAUUGCAUUUCAGAUCGGAAAAUCUGUUUGCUAGGCAUUCUAGUUUGAUUACCGGCUGGCAUCUAUCUAUCUGUUUGGAAAUUGAUUAACUGAGAUAUACCAC